CGCUCGGCCGUAUCUGACAUUUUCUCCAACACGGGGAGCUCGGUCUUGGCCUCAAGCAGCCAAGACCAUCCUCUCUUUCCCUCUCCUGCUUCCCUUCCCCCUAACCAAACAAUAGAAGCCCUAACAAUAGCCCUUCUUUAAUGUUCGCCUAAUAGCUGGCAAUCCCUUCCUUCCUUGCUUCCACCUUCCCAAUUGUGUAGGUUCCACGUCGCGGAACCCAGGGAAUCAAUCUUCUUCACCACUGGGUUCCUGGUUCCGUUUUGAUUUCGCUGUUUGGAUUGAAGAUGGCGCUUGUUCCGGCGAGAACGGACAAUUACUUUCUGGAUUUGGAGAUGGACGGUUCCGUCGAGUCCAUUGGCCGUCUUCUCGACUUACAAAAAAAGCUCUUCCACAGCCAGAUAGAGCAGUUACAGAGGCUGGUUACUAACCAGUGCAAGCUCACGGGGAUCAAUCCUCUCUCACAAGAGAUGGCUGCCGGUGCACUAUCAAUAAAAAUUGGGAAAAAGCCUCGGGAUCUGCUUAACCCAAAAGCUGUUAAAUACAUGCAGUCAAUUUUUGCUAUUAAGGAUACUAUUGGGAAGAAAGAAACUCGUGAUAUUAGUGCUCUUUGUGGAGUUACAAUCACGCAGGUAAGGGAUUUUUUUGCCGGGCAACGAUCAAAAGUUAGAAAGCUUAUUAGUCUUGCAAGGGAAAAGGCUGUCAGAUCGGAUGCAUCUGAUACAGCUAAUGAGGGAUGCUCUACUAAGCCUGAGGUAGCCCUUAUUUGUGGAACUGACACACCAUCAAAUGCUUUUGAUGUCAAAAAUGUUGCAGAAUCUGCAGAAGUUCCGGCUAGCAAUGGGAACUUACCUGCCAUUCAGUAUUGUGAACAUGUUCUCGUGAGCUCCAUUGAUGCUAAGCCCAUUCAAGUGGUGCCUCCUUCAUCCUCUUCACAGGAGGAAAGUAUACCUGGUAUUGAUGAGGAUGAUAAAAAAUUUUUAGAGAAUAUUUUCAACUUAAUGAGGAAGGAAGGGACGUUUUCUGGACAGGUGAAAUUGAUGGAAUGGAUUCUUCAAAUCCACAAUUCAGCAGUAUUAGUUUGGUUUUUAACUAAAGGUAGCAUCACAAUUUUAGCUACAUGGCUGAGUCAUGCAGCCAUUGAGGAACAGACAACUGUACUUAAUGUCAUUCUUAAGGUUCUUUUUCACCUACCACUACAUAAGGCACUUCCAGCACAAAUGUCUACUAUCUUGUCUACACUGAACAAGCUUCGGUUCUACAGGACACCAGACAUAUCAAACAGCGCAUGGGCUCUCCUUGCUAGGUGGAGCAAAAUUCUUGCAAGAAAUCAGACUCCAAAUUAUCCUUCGAUAUCAAAUUCUUCCUAUGGCAUUCAGAAGGACAUCAUUAGGAAACAGAGGAUAAGUGAAAUUCUCAGUGAUGAAUUUUGGCGGUCCAAAAUUGGUAUCAAAGAUGAAGUUCUUGCUCUGACAGAAAGUAGUGGGAAUGACAGUAAAUCAGACUCUAAACUGGCAUUGAAGCUGCUUACAGCAUCGUGUGAUCGUUCAAAUAGAAAGCAAGGCCAAAGUGCUUUACCAAUUAAAAUAAAAGAACGCAGAAAAGUUCUACUGGUAGAGCAGCUUGAUGAGAAACCAGCAGGAAGAAUUGCACAGGUAGGAAAAGUGCAACCAUCAAAUCAUAGUCGUCCAAUCUCUGCUGAUGAUAUUCAGAAGGCAAAGAUGCGUAAAAUGUUCAUGCAACAUAAGUAUAGAAAGGCAGAUGCAUCUUCUAGCGAAAAUAAGAAAAUAGAAGAUAGCAAAGACCUACCACCAGCUGCUCAGUCUAAAAGUAUUUUUACUUCACCCAGAAAAAUACAGGAAGCACAAAUAAAAAUAGAGGAAGAGAAGCUUGCUGAAGCUUUACCUGGUGGUGGUUCUGAAACUCCAGUUGACACUAUAUCUACUGGAGCUCUCCAGGAAGGCUUGUUGGAGAGGCUCAAGAGGUGUCAGUUCCAGUGGCAGACCCCACCAGAGAUGAAGAUUGAUAGUUCAUGGAGGGUUGGUGAGGCUGAGAGCAGCAAGGAGCUUUCCAUCCAAGCCCAACGCAUUCGAAGGGAGAAGGAGACGUUUUAUUCAUCUGAACUUGACAUCCCACCCGAUCCUAAAGAGCCAUGGGACGUUGAAAUGGACUUUGAUGAUAGCCUAACUCCAGAAAUCCCAAUUGAGCAACCUCCAGAUGCUGAUGCUGCUGAAGAAUCCACUAACCCUCCUGUCGAACAAGCCAUUCCUGAGAACCCUCCUGCAGCUGUGCCAGCUCUCCCUAUGGCCUCUUCCGGCAUUGCGGCAGAACCUGACCUUGAGCUACUUGCUGUUCUCCUGAAGAACCCAGAGCUUGUCUUUGCCCUCACCUCCGGGCACGGAAAGAACCUUACCAAUGACGAGAGGGUGGCACUUCUUGAUAUGAUCAAGCACGGCAGUGCUGCAAUCAGUGGUAAUGUUAAUGGGAUAAGCAGUAGUGCAUCUCAUGAGAAGCCCAAAGAGCCGGUGCCAAUGUCUCUGCCAUCUCCAACUCCACCAUCAGAUGUGGAAAGAAUGGCUGGUUGGAGGUCAGCAUUCCCCCCCAUGGCCAAAGCUCAGUUGCCGCAAUUGCACUUCUCUGGAGCGGUUCUUCAUUCAAUCCCCACUCUAACCCCAACUUCUACCCCUGCUCCACUCCAAACCUUGAUGGCAUUGCCUACUCAAACUGAGCUGCAAUCUACCAUUCUACCAAUGUCUCAAGUGAUAAUCAAUGCAAACACUGCACCUCAAUCCGUUGCAGCAAGCAGUUUAACUUCUCAAAGGGCAAGUCAUGCCUUACCCCAGCAUAUCCUGUCCUUAGGCCAUGCGGUUCCGCAAAGACUGAAUACUGAACCUUUCUUACCAUCCAAAAACUAUACUGUAAGCAGCUCACCAAAUGCGGCUGCUUCCUCCACACCGGCAGCCCUUCGCCGGGAUGCUUACAGCCGCAAAUCUAUCCUGAUGCCCAAUGUCUCCUCCCUUCCCUCCCAUUCUCCACCCCGAGGGAGGCCACAAUCACAAAUGGUAUCUGACCCGUCAGUAGCAGCUAUUCCUCCCAAUCCUACAUCAUUGUCACAUCGCGAUGCCCAUACAGAAUGGUGCGAGUGGCGAGACGGGAUGCCGGAAUCCUGGACUCGGCGACCACCAGAUGCAGAUAAUUUUUCAUUGCAGCAGAACCCACGCUUUGGUUCUAGUGUUGGUAUUUACGAAGAUAUUUAUCGGUCGCAUCAAGGUCGAUCAACAGGAAGAGAAGAGAUUGUUGGCAGAUCCAGAGAUUCCGAAACUUGGAGUACUGAAAGAAUCCAUGUGAAAUCAUCAGAGUUCAGGCAUGGACACAGCCGGAGCCAUGUGGAGUCUAGGAGGGCACAGGGGUGGAAUCAGAGUCAGGAUUGGUCGAGGCAGCGGAGUUCUGGGCAUCGUGAUCAGUAUCGUCCGAGCAGUAGUAGUGGUGGAAGGUGGCGGGAUCAUGAUCGAGAUCGAAGGAGGUAGUUUUUAUUGGUGUAUGAUUUAGUUGUUUGGCAAGUCUUUCUUCUUACUUGAUGAGAUUGUAUGCUCUCAGAUGGAGUAGAUGAUUUGUAUAGGCCUUCUAGAGUAGCCACAUGUUUCUAGCAAUUAUAGGGAUAUGAGGGAUACAAAUUUUUGAAUUGAAUUCAUUCUCCUUUUACAGGAUUGAGAGCAUCUUCUACCUGGUCAUUUUAACAUUCGUAUUUGAGGCAAAUUUCAGGGUUAUUUAAG
This is a messenger RNA of Phalaenopsis equestris, 3770 nucleotides long. RefSeq names its product homeobox protein LUMINIDEPENDENS. The record is from RefSeq and is a predicted model, not a curated record. The transcript has 13 exons. Bases 285 to 3524 code for a protein of 1079 amino acids. Gene Ontology annotation, biological process: vegetative to reproductive phase transition of meristem. NCBI's taxonomy places the organism in Eukaryota, Viridiplantae, Streptophyta, Magnoliopsida, Asparagales, Orchidaceae. Gene Ontology annotation, molecular function: DNA binding. Gene Ontology annotation, cellular component: nucleus.